AUGGUGGCAUAUUUAUUGCGGAAAAAUGCAAAAGUUUACAGCAAUGGUGAUGUUCUGUCACCUCUUCAGAUAGCAACCAUGAACAACAACACGAUAAUUUUCAAAAUGCUUCUGGAACACGGAGCUAAAAUAAGUAAUGACAAAACUGGUGUGGAUGUCAAUGAAUAUGAUGACGACAGAUCAGCUCCAAUCCAUUACGCAGUAAUGGCCUACAACAAUGAUAUUUUGCAAUUAUUGAUAGAUUAUGGAGCAGACAUUAAUGCUAAAAAUAAAUAUGGAGGGACUCCAGUUUAUUUGGUUUUAAAGCAUUCGUAUACCCUAGAUUAUAGGUUUGAUAUCGAUGGAGUGUCUAUACCUGGCAAUACAAUGAGUAGUAAAUUGGCUAUUCUCAUAGAUAAUGAUGCAGACAUAAAUGAUCUUGAUAUCCAUAGAUGUUUCGAAAGUAAUCAUCAUUUUUUUCUGCGUGUGCAAAAAACAAAAAUCAUGAGAGGUUCAUAUGUUCCGGUGAAGUUUCACGAAUUUGGUUUUUCAUUCUCUCCAUUGUUGGAUGAUAAGAAUCGACUACUUACUGCUGCCGUUGAAAAAGAUCAAGUAGAAAUGGUGGCAUAUUUAUUGCAGAAAAAUGCGAAAGUUAACAGCGAUCAUAAUGUCCUGUCACCUCUACAGAUAGCCGCCAAGAACAACAACACGAUAAUUUUCAAAAUGCUUCUGGAACACGGGGCUAAAAUGAAUUAUAACAAUAUUCAUAACAAUAUGUCACCAAUUAAGUUAGCAGUUGUGCGCAACGAUAUUGAGAUCGUAAGACUUAUCGUUAAGCACAAAAAUUUUGGACAAAAAUAUGAUCAGUCAUUACUGCAUACAGCUCUCAAGUAUAACAACUUGGAAAUGGUCUCAUUAUUAUUAGAAAUUGGUGCGGAUGUCAAUAAAUAUGAUGGCGACAGAUCAGCUCCAAUCCACCACGCAAUAAUGGCCAACAACAAUGAUAUUUUGCAAUUAUUAAUAGAUUAUGGAGCAGACAUUAAUGCUAAAAAUAAAUAUGGAGAGACUCCAGUUUGUUUGGUUCUAAUGCAUUCGUAUCACUCAAUUUAUGGAUCUGAUAUUUUUGGAGGGUCUAUACCUGGCAAUCCAAUGAAUAGUAAAUUUGAUAUUCUCCUAGAUAAUGAUGCAGACAUAAAUAGUCUUAAUAUCCGUAAAUAUCUUUCACAUAGUAACCAUGGUACUCACGUGCAUCUUCAUACUAAUGGUCGUGUUGAAGACUGUAGUUCGGAAAAUAAAAAACGCAUUAUUAAACAAAUUCUGCGUGUGCAAAAAACAAAAAUCAUGAGAGGUUCAUAUGUUCCGGUGAAGUUUCACGAAUUUGGUUUUUCAUUCUGUCCAUUGUUGGAUGAUGGGAAUCGACUACUUACUGCUGCCGUUGAAAAAGAUCAAGUAGAAAUGGUGGCAUAUUUAUUGCGGAUUAAUGCAAAAGUUAACAGUGACCAUAAUAUCCUGUCACCUCUUCAGAUAGCCGCCAUGAAAAACAACACGGAAAUUUUCAAAAUGCUUCUGGAAUGUGGCGCAAAAAUAAGUUAUAACAAUAUUUAUAACAAUAAGUCACCAAUUAAGCUAGCAGUUGAGCAUAACAAUAUUGAGAUGGCAAAACUUAUUAUUAAGCACAAAAAUUUUGGAGAAAAAUAUGAUCAGUCAUUACUGCAUAUGGCUGUCAAGAAUAACAGCUUCCCAAUGGUCUCAUUUUUAUUAGAAAUUGGUGCGGAUGUCAAUGAAUAUGAUGACGACAGAUCAGCUCCAAUUCAUCACGCAUUAAUGGUCCUCAACAAUAAUAUUUUGCAAUUAUUAAUAGAUGAUGGAGCAGACAUUAAUGCUAAAAAUAAAUAUGGCGAGACUCCAGUUUGUUUGGUUCUAAUACAUUCGUAUCACUCAAUUUAUGGAUCUGAUAUUUUUGGAGGGUCUAUACCUGGCAAUCCAAUGAAUAGUAAAUUUGAUAUUCUCCUGGAUAAUGAUGCAGACAUAAAUAGCCUUAAUAUCCGUAAAUAUCUUUCACAUAGUAACCAUGGUACUCACGUGCAUCUUCAUACUAAUGGUCGUGUUGAAGACGGUAGUUCGGAAAAUAAAAAACGCAUUAUUAAACAAAUUAUCAAACAUGUGAUUUUGAAGUUAUUCGACAAUUAA
Molecule: messenger RNA, 2169 nt
Organism: Microplitis mediator
Lineage: Eukaryota; Metazoa; Arthropoda; Insecta; Hymenoptera; Braconidae
Product: putative ankyrin repeat protein RF_0381
Exons: 5
Coding region: 1-2169 (722 amino acids)
Molecular function (GO): protein binding
Source: RefSeq, a predicted model, not a curated record